AAGCCUCCGACCAUUUUGAGCAUAACUUUUUUAGCGUAACUAUCUUUCACAACGAUUGAGUUUGGUCCGUCAGCUCGCUUUUGAUUGCUUAUCAAAUUGAGUCAUCUCUUCCAAUUUAAAAAGCUGAAAGGGGUUAAGUCGGGGCCCCGAAUUGACACCAUAGGUUUUCGAGGAUCCCAAUUCAGAACGGGUAAUCCUUCUCAGACGUUUUGUUUUUCGGUAUCCAUCAUUAGUUUUCGAUUGUUUAUCUGUAACAUAUAAUAUCUCCCUAGAAUUCAAGCACUCGAGAUUAUGUGGGUUUUGACGGCUUUUGUAUUGUAGAACUAAAAAGCUGUUAUUUUUUCAAUUUAGUAAUUGACCAGGUGUUAAGGUGAUAAUUCAUGCAUAAUUUGUGAUCGUAUCAUACCCGGUUUCUUAGGCAACUGUUUAUACUUGUCUGCUGCUGAAAGUUUUAAACCAGUGUUGCGUUAUUCAGUUUUUAACACAGUUUAGUAUGGGGCUUUUAUUGUGUUCUUUCCCCUUGUUUGGAAUAACUUUAUUGCAGACAGAAUAAAUUGCAUUAAGGGAUGAAAUCAAAUGUUUUUUAAAAUGUUUGCGUGGAAGAAAAUUAUGAUAUGAUCAGCUGAUCAGACUUGCUUGCCAACUUUUUCUUAGUGUUAGCACGUAUUUCUGGAUUAUCAUGCUCUUUAUGUGGGUAAAAUAUUCAUUUUCUUCCAAUUGAAAUACUUCACUAUGCUUGGUGUAAAAAGUAGAGUAUUGAAAUCUUAAUAUAAACAGUUCUUGAGAAAUCAUAUAUGGAUUAUGCUACUACUCGUCAUAGGAUUCUUUGAGCCUUCAAGUGAAAACACAGUUAGGUGUUCUGUUGCAAUCUACUACUUCUCUAUCCAUAGUCUGUCAAAUGAAGGUGCAAGAAGAGCAUGGAAGUGAAUUAUCUCAAUGUCCCAGGUUAGAUUUCCCUGAAAAUGAGAGCUCCACGAGUCAAGAAAUUGACAAAACAGAAACCUUUGUUGGUGAUAAAUCUCUUCAGGACACUGAGGAAAAGUGUGAGAAAAAUUCCAUUUCUGGUACUGAAGAACAUGAGCUCAAAGAGUGUGGUUCUGCAAGGGAUUCUUAUGCACAGUCAUAUAGCACCGCAGAAAAAGAUGACCCAAGCAAAUUUGCUCGAAAACAACAAAAGUACUUCUCUUAUGAUGCACCACUUUAUGGCGAGACCGGGAUUUGGAUACCUGUUUCUGUUCCUCCGAUGUCAGAAAGUGACCAUGAAGAUUGGACUAGAGGUUUUUGCUCAAAAGGGGAAUACUUUCCUGAAGAAGAAAUAGGUGCCAUUCAGUGCUUUGGGGAAGAUAAAGAGUUAACCAUGUGGGAUGUACUGGUGGAAAUGUUGUUGGUGGCUAGGGGUAAAGUGAGUGCUUUAUCGUCGGGUGAUAUUCAUAACAUUUCAUGGAUCUCAGGCCACCUUGUGGAGCAAGCUUGGAAGGAGAUGGCUCAAACUCUCACAGAGGCUAAUUUUGGUGCUGCCAGAGAACUUCUUGAGGCAGAACCUCCCAAAUGGCUGCCUGAUAGUGCAGCUUCUUCCUGUAUGCUGUGUAGUGUCCGGUUUCACCCCAUAAUGUGUAGCAGGCAUCACUGUCGCUUUUGUGGAGGAAUAUUUUGCAGCGAUUGUAGCAAAGGAAGGAGCUUGUUGCCAGAAAAAUUUCGCACAGAAGAACCACAGAGAGUAUGUGAUGUGUGUUCCAUACGUAUUGAGUCUGUUCAGGCAUACUUGAUGGACAGAGUUAGCCGUGCUGCGCAGUUGCCAACACAUGAUCUGACAGAUCUCAGUACUUUGAGAUCAUGGAUAAAUUUUCCAUGGGGACAGUCGAUGGAGUAUGAGAUUUACAAGGCUACCAACAUACUUCGGAGUUAUAAUAAGGUCGGUUCUUUGAGACAUGAAAGGAGAAUUCCAGAAUCUAUUCUUCAAGGUGCUCAAGGCCUUGCAAUACUCACAGUAGCAAAAGUCGGAGCUGUGGUUACUUACAACAUUGGAACUGGGCUGGUAGUUGCUCGCAGAGAAGAUGGCUCAUGGUCUCCUCCUUCAGCCAUUUCUUCUUUCGGUGUGGGAUGGGGUGCUCAGGUAGGUGGAGAACUGAUUGACUUCAUAAUUGUUCUGCGAACUAGAGAUGCUGUGAAGACUUUCAGUGGUGAGGCACACCUUUCAAUUGGAGCAGGAUUGAGUGCAGCUGCAGGUGCCAUAGGACGAACUGCUGAAGCUGAUUUACAUGCUGGCAGUGGGGGCUAUUCUGCCUGCUAUACAUAUAGCUGCAGUAAAGGUGCAUUUGUGGGACUUUCCCUAGAAGGGAGUGUUGUCGCAACCCGUUGCCGAGAAAACUCAAGAUUUUAUGGUAGUCAGUCAAUAACGGCUGUCGAUAUUCUUCUUGGAUCUUGGCCCAGACCACCUGCUGCAGCCACUCUUUACCGCUCACUGUCUGAUUUAUACCAGAAGCUCUAAGGUGUGCAGCACUGCACCUUAUCGCCAUUCUUAGUCGUAUGUCAUUACUUUGUGUUUAUCCAAAUGGGUUCUUUAAUGUAUUAGAAAUCAUGUAAAUAGUUGUUUACAUUAUUUACCAGAAGGGCUCACCAUGACAAGUUGACAACACGAAUGGUUAAUCUAAUGAUUAUUGAGAACAAUUACUAUUCUGUACAAAUGGGGUGUAUAUAAAACAUCUAGUUGACGUGGUCUCAAAUCCCAUGAGUCAUGAUUAUCAUACCAAUAUAUUGUAAUCCUACAAAAUCUUGAGUAUGCGCGCAUAAAGUGGGAAUAGUGGACUCAAUGGAUCUAUGGCAUGCUCGUUUGGGUCAUUCGUCAACUUCAGUAGUGCGUAAAGUAUCCAUUUUUAAUAAUGUUGCUCCUAGCGAUUGUUUAGUGAAUAAGGCGUGAAUAAGGCGUGUUAUGCGUGUUUACAUGCUAAACAAACUAGAGACGUGUUUGAAUUAAAUUAUGCUUGAGAUGUUGAAUGUUUUGAAAUGAUUCAUUUUGAUGUAUGGGGUCCUUAUUGUUAUCCGUCAUCUUGUGGGAAUAGUGGACUCAAUGGAUCUAUGGCAUGCUCGUUUGGGUCAUUCGUCAACUUCAGUAGUGCGUAAAGUAUCCAUUUUUAAUAAUGUUGCUCCUAGCGAUUGUUUAGUGAAUAAGGUGUGUGAUGCGUGUUUACAUGCUAAACAAACUAGAGAUGUGUUUGAAUUAAAUUAUGCUUGAGAUGUUGAA
This is a messenger RNA of Cuscuta epithymum, 3241 nucleotides long. The record is from the annotation of a GenBank genome assembly. NCBI's taxonomy places the organism in Eukaryota, Viridiplantae, Streptophyta, Magnoliopsida, Solanales, Convolvulaceae.